This is a messenger RNA of Rattus rattus (black rat), 2489 nucleotides long. RefSeq names its product YKT6 v-SNARE homolog (gene Ykt6). Gene Ontology annotation, molecular function: SNAP receptor activity. The transcript is spliced from 7 exons. Gene Ontology annotation, cellular component: Golgi apparatus. Lineage: Eukaryota; Metazoa; Chordata; Mammalia; Rodentia; Muridae. Bases 153 to 749 code for a protein of 198 amino acids. Gene Ontology annotation, biological process: endoplasmic reticulum to Golgi vesicle-mediated transport. The record is from RefSeq and is a predicted model, not a curated record.
CGCGUCUGAAGCACCCAGCGACUGGAACCGGAAGUGGGCCCUAAGCUAGGAGGAAGAAGCCGGCCCGGCCCCGUCAGCAGCCGGCCGCGGCUGUUCUGAGGAACUGCGGCCGCGCUCCCGUGAGCGGGUCUGGGGCCCGAAGGUGCGGCGCCAUGAAGCUGUACAGCCUUAGUGUCUUUUACAAAGGCGAACCAAAAGCGGUGCUUCUCAAAGCCGCGUACGAUGUGUCUUCCUUCAGUUUCUUCCAGAGGUCCAGUGUUCAGGAAUUCAUGACCUUUACAAGUCAACUGAUUGUGGAACGAUCGGCGAAAGGCAGCAGAGCUUCUGUCAAAGAACAAGAGUACCUUUGCCAUGUCUACGUCCGGAGUGACAGUCUGGCAGGUGUGGUCAUUGCUGACAGCGAAUACCCUUCCAGAGUGGCCUUUACCUUGCUGGAGAAGGUACUAGAUGAAUUCUCCAAGCAGGUCGAUAGAAUAGACUGGCCAGUAGGAUCCCCUGCUACAAUCCAUUACACAGCCCUAGAUGGCCACCUUAGUAGAUACCAGAACCCCCGGGAAGCUGAUCCCAUGAGUAAAGUGCAGGCCGAACUGGAUGAGACCAAAAUCAUUCUGCACAACACCAUGGAGUCUUUGUUAGAGCGAGGCGAGAAGCUUGAUGACUUGGUAUCCAAAUCAGAAGUCCUGGGAACACAGUCGAAAGCCUUCUAUAAAACUGCCCGGAAACAAAACUCAUGCUGUGCAAUCAUGUGACAUAGCCCACAGAGGCAGGCGCUGGAUCGUCACGUCACUUCAGCCCCUGGAGACAAGCAACAUCCUAGAAGAGGAUCUGGAGCCAGGCAGACUGUCUACUUUUAUUUUGAAGUUCCCAAGAGGAAUGGAGGAAUGAUUUAAGGGUGGGAACAUUGACGUUCGUAUGUGUGGUUGUGACUUUGGGAAAAAAUUUGAGCUCAAAGAUGUAAUGUUGGGAAAAUGAAACCAUAAACUUUUAAGUGGCUCUUAUAGGUGCUGAAGGGCUUAUUCUCAGCUAACCCUGGAAGGCUCUAUGGGAGGGAAUCUUUUUCCUGAUCCUUGGUAUGACUUAGGAUUUCAUUUGUGCAUUAACAAUAUUAACUGUCCGGUGAAUGGGGUGGGGGGAGGGACCCGGGUGAUAGGGCAGAGUUUGAACACUCCAACAUUCUACUGCCUUGCACUGUGGGGGCUGGGAGAAGUCACCAUGGCCGGUAACAGGCAGUGGUCACUAAACAGGCAGUGGUCACUGGGUCUUACAUGUUUAGCUUGCCUGUCUGCUAGGACUGGCAUUUGUCAGGAACAGGGCCCAUCCUAAGUACCUUUAUCCACUACUACAAAAAUGACUUAUAUGAGGUACUUAGAAAGGGCCAAGCUGGGCAGGAUGUGUAAGGACAGUUUUAUCAGCUAGCAGACUGCGUGUGGGCUGGGGCUGUUCUGGCGUUGGCAGGGUCAGCUGGGAGUGUCCAACUUUGGGGAAGAAGCAGAUGCAGGUGCCUUCAGUGUCCAGUGUGGAGGAACACUCACCUGGAUUGCAGUUGGGCUUUGAACAUCAAGAUCAAAGUAUCGGGUGCUGCCACCUCUCAAAGCUGGUUUGAUUUGUCUCUGUGCCCACAAGAUUGUUCUGGCAACUGCCUGGGGCUUGCGUGUCGGACAAGUCAUUCUUGUGGGUACCAGGACAAGUGCCAGCAGCCUCCACAUUUCCACUGCCCACCUCUGGUCUGUCCAGUUCUGUCUCACAAGCCCUUCCCAACCAGACAGCUGCAGGGUGGAGGAUGCUGAGGGGUUGGUCUGAGCUGGUACCAUUGCCAGCACAGCCUACAGGGUAAACCCAGAAUGUGCCAGGUUCCACAUCACCUCUUCAUGUUCUGCUGUGCACAGGCUAUAUCGGAGAAACCCUGUCUCCCCAAAAGCCACUGCUGCGAUGCUGGCCUCUGAGUUAUGAGCCAGAGUUGUCUCACUCUGAUGUCCCUACCCUGAGCCUGCUGAGCUGCCCUCAGAAUGCCCAAAUGGGGAGGGGGACAUCUACUAUGGCUUCCAAAAAUCCCCACUAGUUGCUGUACCUAUUUCUCUGGAUACUGCUAGCCAAAGGGCUCAGGCUCCCCCUAGAGUGGCCUGCCCACGUAAUUUUCCCACUGCCACAGACCUUUCCAACCCAGGGUCCCUGGACGGCACAGUGCUGCUGGCACUUGUGUAAUAAGUGGCCUGGGUGCGCGUCUUUCUCUUGUUGCUCUGGGGGUCCUGGGGAGGAGUAGAGGUGGGCGGAGGUAGGAGUUUGUGGGGGAAAGGUAACCUUUGCCUACGUGUGGCCGUCCUCCAGGGUCUGCUCGCUUACCCUGCAGUGGAUGAGUUGUCCUGUGUUUCCCAUCCCCCCACCAUAUUCUAAUGUUAAAUCACUUGGCAAGAGUGUAUUUUAAUAAUGCCUAAUUCCUCUAUGUUCUGUCUGAAGGUUUCUGUCCAAAUAAAAUUGUCUUUUGAAAUUCA